GAUGCUUUUGUCUGAAACCUGAAGAUUUAUUGUUUGUAUGCAAAGACUAUGGGAUGGGUGAAGGUGAUUUAUCAUAACUUAGGUUGUUUAUUCCGAGAAAUUUAUUUCAUGCAAAAAAAUAUUAUAUGAUGGUGAAGGAUGGUAUAGGUGAUAGAAUACAAAUAAUGGUGUAUAAAUUGCUGCGAGAUGACAGGGUGUCGUUCGGUGACAGACAUUUAGUAUUGAUUGGUACGUGGAAACCACUGCUUUUAUAGAGACGAAGGCUCCCGAUAUAAUGGAUGGAGAAUAUUGGAAUUGCCCAGUUAGAUGCUCUCCGUAAUAACAAUUAGAUGCUCGAGGAUUUGGAGUUAUAUACUGAUGACCAAUAUCAAGGCAACAUAAAUGUGACACGUUCUUAAACACGUCGGUAAACCAUGGCAACAGGAAAUGACCCGCCUCCUACAGGCAAAUACACUUUGUUCAGAAGUCAGACUGGUUCAGAUUUUUCGGACACAUCAAGUAUGAGUGAGUCGAAGCAUUUGUUUGAGGAUGAGCGCCAGUCUGAUAAGGAACAAACCAAUGUUCCUAUGACAAGUUUCAACUUCAUCAACUCCAUCAUUGGCUCUGGUAUUAUUGGUAUCCCAUUUGCAAUGAAGCAAGCUGGUUUUGGUCUCGGUAUUAUACUGCUUAUUUUGGUUGCUAUGGUAACUGAUUAUUCCAUUAUUCUACUUAUAGAAGCAGGCAAACUGUCCAAUACAAAUACAUACCAGGACAUGAUGCUAGUGGCAUGUGGAAGACCAGGAUUUUAUCUUCUCACUUUUCUACAGUUUGUUUACCCAUUUAUUGCAAUGGUGAGUUACAAUGUAAUUAUAGGGGACACUAUUACCAAGAUUAUAGUUCGUAUUGGAGGUGCAAGUAUAGCAGAUACUAUAUUGGGUAGUCGAGAAUUUAUCAUCUUUCUGGUAACAUUACUAGUUACACUUCCGUUGUCCUUGUACAGAAACAUUACCAAACUUAGCAAGUGGGCGUUUGUGUCCCUUGUUCUGGUUGGUGUUAUACUGUUGUUUAUCUGUAUACGUCUAGGAACAUUUGCUCUUAAAAUUCCUGCUACAGAGGAUGCCUGGUCUUUUGCUAAUGUCAAUAUUACACAGGCUAUUGGAAUCAUGGCAUUUGCCUACAUGUGCCAUCAUAAUACAUUUCUUAUUCACGCUUCACUUGAGAACCCUACAACAGAACGCUGGAACUUUGUUACACAUGUUAGUGUCAUGUUUUGUAUGGUGUUUAUGCUGGUGUUUGGACUUAUAGGAUAUGCUUCCUUCACUGGAUGGACACAAGGAGAUUUGUUAGAGAAUUAUUGUCAGAGUGAUGACUUUAUGAAUGUGGCGAGGUUUGGUUUUGCAUUUACCAUCAUGUUAACAUAUCCAAUAGAAUGUUUUGUUACAAGAGAGGUUGUUGAGAAUGCUAUAUUCUCCACCAAUGAACAACCACCAUUGUGGAGACAUAUAGUUGUUACCGUGGUUAUAAAUGGGCUGGUGUGUGCUCUCUCAAUGUCAACAGACUGUCUAGGUAUUGUGCUCGAGUUAAAUGGAGUGAUGGCAGCAGCCCCUCUAGCAUUUAUCAUCCCACCAUUAUGUGUAAUGAAACUACGCCAGGAACCAAUCCUAUCUAAAAAUAACAUCAUUCCUAUAUUUAUAACAACAUUCGGUACCUUGGUCGCAGUUAUUGGAUUUAUUAUGGCUGUUUUUAAUUUCUCAGAAGGGAACCAGUGUAGUCAUGGCAAAGAUAUAGAAUAUUGUAUAAAUAAAAAUAUUUUCACAAAUUCUUCCAGUAGUGCUACCUUGACAACUGCUCCAGUUUAAAAUUUUGAAUAAGAUUUGAAUAUAUCCAAAAAUAUAUAUACAUGUAUGUAAGUAAAAAAUAUUUUAAAAUAUUAUUACCGGUAAUUCCAAAGAGAUCAUUUUAUUUUUGUUUUGAACUUUCCCAUAUUUAUUUUGUGGACUGUGUUUUAUUGGUGAAAUGUCUAUUUUCAAACUCUUAAAGACGGUAUUUUUUACAAAAGAAUCAUGGUUGAUUUAUGUGAAAACAUAAUUACUGAACAGUUCACCAUUUUGUAGUUUUUUAUGUAUGAUUUUGAGACAGGUUGACAUUAAAUGUUUAUAAUUUAUAUAAAUAUUUUUUAAAAGAUUAUAUAAUAUACAUGAUGUAGAUCUGUUUGUUGUCUUAUAAACAAAAAUUCUAUGGUUCUGGUCAUAUAGCAAACUACCAUACCUGUUAUAAGUAUAUAUAUAACCAAUAUAUAAUAAUAAAUAUUUUAGAUAAUAUAAAUUUGCAGCAGUGCUGUAUAGAGAUAGAUCUAAUAUUAUAAUAUAUUAUGAUAUA
This is a messenger RNA of Ruditapes philippinarum (Manila clam), 2358 nucleotides long. RefSeq names its product putative sodium-coupled neutral amino acid transporter 11. The record is from RefSeq and is a predicted model, not a curated record. The transcript has 14 exons. Gene Ontology annotation, biological process: amino acid transmembrane transport. NCBI's taxonomy places the organism in Eukaryota, Metazoa, Mollusca, Bivalvia, Venerida, Veneridae. Bases 414 to 1838 code for a protein of 474 amino acids. Gene Ontology annotation, molecular function: amino acid transmembrane transporter activity.